GUGGGACUGAAACCGUGUCAAAAGAUGAAGAUGAAGUUAGUCUUCAAGAGGAAAAUGUUUGUGGAACUGAAACCAUGUCGGAUGAUGCCACUGAUGCUAGUGCCACAUAUUCACUCAAGUGUAAAGUUGAACAAGAAGACGGUGAGAAUCACAAGAAAUAUAUUAAUUUGGAGAUUGUGCCUCGUGAGCAUCCUCAGGGAAAUAAAGUGGUGGAAGCUCUAAAACUGUUCAAAGAGGAAUAUGCUAAACUCUUGCAGGAGCAUGGGAGUGAGCCUGCAGGAGAAGAAGGCACUAAUUUUCUGUAUUAUCGUGCAUAUAAUUGUGUGAAGCAAAAGAAAAUGAAUUUCAUCCCUGACAAGCCACCAUAUACCUGGCAUUCAGAUUGGUGAUGAAUUCUCCCUUAGGGCGGAACUUGCUGUUGUUGGUCUCAAUUGCCAUUUGAUUUGUGGAAUUUAUUAUGUGAAGGAUAAGGAGGAUGAGACACCAUAUGCUACUAGUGUUGUGGAUUCCGGGCGAUAUGAGAAUAAGGCUACACAACAUGAUAUUCUGAUAUACUCUGGCCAAGGUGGGAAUCCAAAUAUAUCUGCCAAUACUGCAUCAGAUCAAAAGCUGAAGAGAGGAAAUCUUGCAUUGGUUAAUAGUAUGGAAAAGGCGUUUCCGGUUAGAGUCAUCCGUAAAAGAAAAGAAAAUCGCAGAUAUGUGUAUGUGUACGAUGGCCUGUAUAAGGUAAAUAAGUACUGGGGAGAAAAAGACACUCAAAAUUGUAAAUUGGUUUACAAAUUUGAAUUGCAGAGGCUGCCAGGGCAACCUAGGAUUCGUGUCAUCGCAGAUUGCUACAAACCAUCACCAGGGAAGCGAAGGAAUAAUGUUAAAGGGAGAAAACAGGUCACAGGUAUCUGCUUGCUAAAUGAUGUCUCACAAGGAAAAGAGAACUAUAAAGUUCGUGCAAGGAAUGGAGUGGACGAUGAUCGUCCACCACCUUUCACUUACACUACCAGCGUUGUUUACCGACAUCUGGAUUGGAUUAGUGUGCCUGUUGGUUGUGAUUGCGUGAAUGGCUGCUCCAACUCUGUGCAAUGCCCCUGUGUUAAGAAGAAUGGAGGUGAGAUUCCAUAUGGUGAAAAAGGCUUACUUAUGGAACCAUGGACUAAUGGUACAGUCCAUGAGUGUGGACCUUUAUGCAAAUGCCCCCCAUCUUGUAAGAAUAGAGUCAGCCAGCACGGUCCUAGUAUCCAAUUGGAGAUUUUCAAGACCAAAUCAAUAGGUUGGGGGGUGAGAUCCAGGAAUUACAUCAUGCCUGGAAGUUUCAUAUGUGAAUAUAUUGGGGAGAUAUUGAGUGAGUCUGAGGCCAACGAGGAUGAAUAUCUGUUUGAUAUAUAUCAUGGUGAUGGUUUUUCUCUUGAUGCUGCCAAGUGUGGUAAUAUUGGUAGAUUUAUUAACCACGGCUGUGACCCUAAUGUGUUUCCUCAAGAGGUUUUGUAUGAUCAUGAUGACAAGAGAAUGCCCCAUAUUAUGUUUUUUGCACAAAAGCGAAUCCCUCCUUGGCAGGAACUCAUGUAUGAUUAUAAUUACAUGAAGGUUCGUGAUGGAAACAUUAAGAGAAAGGCUUGCCAUUGUGGUUCUCACAAAUGCAAGGGCUGGCUGUAGUAGCCGCAGUUCAGAAAAUGUUGAGCAGCAGCUUGAAGUGGAAGAGAAAAUAGAGAUUUUGGUAUUGUGAAACUGUUGCUAGAGAACAUGGAGAAAAUCAAUCCUUGUAUUGUGUUCUUUGAUUUUGGUUUGUAUGAAGUAUUUUGCACAUUUUCAUGCCAUUUGAUCUUGAAGGUUUUACACUCAUUAUUGUUGCAUGAACAAAUCCCCCAUU
Messenger RNA from Salvia hispanica, 1861 nucleotides. The record is from RefSeq and is a predicted model, not a curated record. NCBI's taxonomy places the organism in Eukaryota, Viridiplantae, Streptophyta, Magnoliopsida, Lamiales, Lamiaceae.